UUACGUGUUUGACGAGGGUCAAGUUAACCUUUGUGUAUUUGCGACAAAUCCGCGAAAUAUUACAUAUUUGCAGCAUAUGCAGUUACCCGAAACAGGAUUCAACAAAAAUUUGCCAACAGUUUUCGUGAUCCAUGGAUUUCUCUCUGGAUAUGAUUUCAUUGAGUUAUUCCGAGCAGGAUAUGGGACUGAUUUGACGAGAAAGCUGAAUCUAAUUGGAAUUGAUUGGUCUAGGGGAGCCGGAACUUGGGUUUUGGACUAUUGGCGGGUUUUGCGUCGGAUCUCAACAGUUGGAAGUGCAGUCGGACGAUUUAUCAUGGCGGCAAUUAAAGAUAACGUCAUAUCCGAUCCGAAUUCUAUUCACGUCGUUGGCCACAGUUUAGGGGCUCAUAUUGCCGGCUUUGUUGGGAAAUAUAUGGCUGAAAGUGGACCAAAUUCAAUUAAAUUACGGCAUAUUACUGCUCUCGAUCCAGCUGGUCCAUAUAUUGGAAGUUAUGAAUGCCCUCGUAGACUGUGCGACACUGAUGCUUCAUUUGUGGAAACCAUUCACACGAAUGGAGGAAUGCUCGGUAGGUGGAAGCCGAUUGGACAACUUGAUCUGUACGUGAAUGGAGGACGUAGGCAAUCAGGUUGCAUACUCCCAACGUGCUCACACUCUUUUUCGCAUAAGUGGUAUAGAAGCGUGAUGACCGGUACACCCGAAACAGAUGGAUGGCUGUGUAAAGAUCUUAAUGAAAUGGAAAAUGAACUGUUCUGCAAGCAGGCCGGUAAUCCACGUAAAUAUCGUUUCGAAAUCUUAGAAAUAAGAACAAGAGAACUUGGCAUUGUGUAUCUACCUACUCCAGACUACGCCUACACUACCAUAAAUAGAACAGAAGUAUUCACAAACCAACCGAAUGACUACACCAUCGUCAUUUUUGCUAGCAAUAACGACAAGGGUCUAGUUCUCGCUUCACUUCUAAGUGACAAUGGUCAACUUAUAGUUCAACACCACAACAAUGAAGUGAUUAUCGUAAAUCCGUCGAAUCCGGCCUGGUCGCCGGAUCCAAAGUACCACUUUUGCCGCGAAGUACAGCCGGAUGGUAUUGAAAACUGUUUACGUGAUUUGAGAAAACCUUUCAAAUUUGUUGUUGCAUUUGAUGUUGACGAUAUGUUCACGGACCCAUUCUGGGAGAUGCUCUUUUAUUUGGCAAAAUAUGAUUCUCAAGAUCAAGUCUUUUCGAAUAAGUUACAAAUGGUAGCAACAAACAUUCCACAUGACGGAAUUGUGUUGCAGCAGCAUAUCGACGAGUUAAAAGUUGCAAUUGAUAAUGCAUUGCAAGUUCAUUACGCGGCCGUAUUUCAGAUGGCUGGAAUGCACGUGAUUGAACACAACGGUGUUAUUGCACAAAUGUCACAACUUGUAUCUGAACUGGUCGAUAUUAAGAACGCUGUAGACCAUUGAAGUGAAUUUCGCAGAGAACGUCAGAUUUUAUGAACUCUUAAUGAAAACGUCAACUGCGAAACAAAACGAUUUUCAAAUAUUGACUCUCAAGGAUUUUGUUCAGUCAAAAUGCCAGUGUGUACAGCUUGAUAAGUGCCUCUAAAUAAAGAUGUUAUGAUU
Bradysia coprophila is the source of this 1600-nucleotide messenger RNA. RefSeq names its product pancreatic lipase-related protein 2-like. Gene Ontology annotation, biological process: lipid catabolic process. NCBI's taxonomy places the organism in Eukaryota, Metazoa, Arthropoda, Insecta, Diptera, Sciaridae. The record is from RefSeq and is a predicted model, not a curated record. Gene Ontology annotation, molecular function: lipase activity.